Molecule: messenger RNA, 6792 nt
Organism: Oncorhynchus keta (chum salmon)
Lineage: Eukaryota; Metazoa; Chordata; Actinopteri; Salmoniformes; Salmonidae
Gene: secisbp2l
Product: SECIS binding protein 2-like
Exons: 20
Coding region: 269-3655 (1128 amino acids)
Biological process (GO): selenocysteine incorporation
Cellular component (GO): ribonucleoprotein complex
Molecular function (GO): selenocysteine insertion sequence binding; mRNA 3'-UTR binding; ribonucleoprotein complex binding
Source: RefSeq, a predicted model, not a curated record
UCAGUGACAGACGCCGAAGGCAAAGACGAACAUUGUGUGAGACUGUGGGCUUUCCGUCCCAGAUGAUCCCCUCUGCCAUUCCAUUCCUACGUUGACACAUUCAGAGCUAGCCGAGCUAGCUAGGCAGCAACAGUUCAACUAGGCAGAGGUAAAACAGGGUGUGUUUCACACAAAUGGCUCAAUAUUUACAAUGAAGAAAAUUAAAUCACCUAUAUCUUGACGACCACUGCGUGCUCAAUGACGGUCUGCCGCGGUCUCAGCGAUUGACAUGGACUCUUGUGAUAAGGAGGUGAAACUGUCAGCCGAAGUGGAGCCGUUUGUCCCACAAAAGAAAGGUCUGGAAGGAGCGCUGGUCACCAUGAGCUUGUCUGGAGGAGGAGAAGGAGGAGGGGGGGUAGAGCCCACCCCAAUCCCCAGCUACCUCAUCACCUGCUACCCUUUUGUCCAGGAGAACCAACCCAACAGACAACAGCACCCCAUGUAUAGUGGAGGAGGGGACCUGCGCUGGCAGCAGCCCAACCCCAGCCCAGGUGGUCCGUACCUAGCUUACCCCAUCCUGUCCUCCCCCCAGCCUCCAGUCUCCAAUGACUACACCUACUACCAGAUCAUGUCUGCACCCUGCCCCCCCAUGAUGGGCUUUUACCAGCCCUUCCCAGGAACGUACGCCGGGCCCCUGCAGCCUGGCGUGGUAAACCCUAUAUCAGCUGACGUCAGCGAGAGACCGGCCCCUCUCGGACAGGCGUUUGGACUAGCUAAUCAGAGAGGUGUGAGGGGCAUGGUCAGACCUGCCGUUCUACCCAAGCAGCAGGUGGGGUUGUGUCAGUCCCUGAGGGCCAGAAGGCCCCCCAUGAGGACUGUAGCUGUCCAGAAGGAGGUGUGUUCCUCGGGGCCAGAUGGACGAACCAAGACAGUCCUACUCGUGGACGCUGCCCAACAGACUGACUUCCCAGGGGACAAUGCGUGUGGUCGUGGUGCGUCGGAACGGGAGCAGGCCAGCCCCCUGCUGUGGAAGAACCUUCCCCGGAGAAGGCGGGCCUCGCACCCUGCCGAGAGCUCCAGCGAGGCAGACAUCGACAGCGACAGCGGAUACUGCAGCCCCAAACACAACCAGCAGGCCCCGGGGGUUACGCAACACACUGCCCACGCUGCUAUAGCUCCUACGGGAGUGGAUGCAGGUGUAAUGACAGCGGUAAGCUGGGUGAACGUAGCGUCUCAGGCCUCUCAGAGGCCGUGGUCAGACAACAGGACCACCCCGUUCCAACGGACAGGGAAGACCCCUGAUCAGAGGAACUACUCGCAGGUACAAUGGGCCUCACCUGAGCAGGACUUCCAUGCAGGGUACUCAGGGGGGCGUGUCUGUUCUAACCCCACCCCCGCACACAGUAACGGUGGUCUGCAGCAGAGACUGCUCCAGCCCGGACUGGGCCCUGGGACGGUGCUUGCUCCUGAGCCACUCUACUUUGAGGUGGGAGAAAUCUACAUGAAAUUCUUGUGUAUUAGGAGUUAUCUGUUUCAGGAUGAGGAUGAGUUUCCAGAGCUGGUCUCAGGAGGGGCACAGAGGAACAUCAAACCAGACCCUAACCCUUCCCAGAACCAACACCAGACCAAACUAACCAAGAACCUGCUGGAUAACCUUCCAGAGAACUCUCCCAUCAACAUCGUCCAGACCCCCAUCCCCAUCACCACCUCCGUCCCCAAGAGGGCCAAGAGUCAGAGGAAGAAGGCCCUGGCCGCUGCCCUGGCUACAGCGCAGGAGUACUCUGAGAUCAGCAUGGAGCAGAGGAAACUACAGGAGGCACUGACCAAAGCAGCAGGGAAGAAGAGUAAGACUCCAGUUCAGUUGGACCUGGGAGACAUGCUGGCUGCUCUGGAGAAACAGCAGCAGGCCAUGAAGGCUAGACAAAUAACCAAUACUAAACCACUGUCCUUCACAGUGGGUACAGCAGCCCCGUUCCAUGGUUCAGGGCCAGGUGCCGGGUCGGGAGCAGGGUCAGGUAUAGUAUCAAUGUUGAAGGCCCAGCAGGCCCACUCUGCCCCCCUCAACAUGCUGGACUCCAGCGCUCCACGCCUGAAGAGAGGGAAGGAGAGAGAGAUCCCUAAAGUCAAACGACCUACCGCCCUGAAGAAGAUCAUUCUGAAGGAGCGUGAGGGGAAGAGGGGGAAGGGGGGUGUGGAUCAGAUUGCUGCCAGCCAGGAAGAACAGGGAGAAGAGGAGCUACACUUCACUGACGACCUCACACGGGAACCUGCCUCUCAGGAGGAGAACGGUCUGAGCGUGCCCAGUGAUGACGCGUCCCUGUCCCCGGCCAGUCAGAACUCUCCGUACAGCAUCACGCCUGUUUCCCAGGGUUCCCCUGGCUCCUCUGGCAUUGGCAGCCCCAUGGCCUCUAACGCCAUUACCAAGAUACACAGCCGCCGCUUCAGAGAGUACUGUAACCAGGUGUUGAAUAAAGAGAUAGAUGAGAGUGUGACGAUGCUGCUGCAGGAACUGGUCCGGUUCCAGGAGAGGGUUUAUCAGAAGGACCCCAGCAAAGCCAAGACCAAACGCAGACUGGUCAUGGGCCUUAGAGAGGUCACCAAACACAUGAAGCUCCACAAGAUCAAGUGUGUCCUCAUCUCACCCAACUGUGAGAAGAUCCAGGCCAAAGGGGGUCUAGAUGAGGCUCUGUACAACGUCAUAGCCAUGGCCAGAGAACAGGAGAUCCCGUUUGUGUUUGCUCUGGGUAGGAAGGCUCUGGGACGCUGUGUCAACAAACUGGUGCCUGUCAGUGUGGUGGGCGUCUUCAACUUCUCUGGAGCAGAGGGUCUGUUUAACCGGCUAGUGUCUCUGACGGAGGAUGCUCGUAAGUCCUACAAGGACAUGGUGUCAGCGCUGGAGCAGGAGCAGGCUGAGGAGGCGCUGAAGAACGUCAAGAAGGUCACCCACCACAUGGGCCACUCCAGGAACCCCUCCGCUGCCUCCGCCAUCUCCUUCUGCUCCGUCAUCUCUGAACCCAUCUCUGAGGUCAACGAGAAGGAGUACGAGACCAACUGGAGGAGUAUGGUGGAAUCGUCAGAUGGGCUGGAGCCUGUGGAGGCUAAACCCAGCCAUCCUGCUACUUCCUCUGGGUUGCAGAGAGACAACCAGCCCCCCUCCACCACCACCAACCGCAGCCCUUACUCCACUACCCUCCAGCUCAGAGCAGCCGUCCCUGCUCCAGGCUCAGGCCCGGGGGAGAGAGAGGAGGGCCGGGCAGACGACCGGUUGGAGCUGGCCUCCCAGCAGAGCACGGAAACAGGCAGUUUGGAUGGGAGCUGCAGGGACCUCCUCAACUCCUCCAUCACCUCCACCACCUCUACCCUGGUCCCCGGUAUGCUGGAGGAGGCAGAGGAAGAGGAGGAGGAGGAGGAAGAGUACACACCAGAGCCCAUCUCUGUGGAGGUGCCUGCGGUCAUCAGCCGUAUUGAGUCCUGGGUGUCUAAGACGCUGGAGAACCUUCAGCUGGGGAAGAGCCAGGACAGCACAGAGGAAGAGGAGGAAGAGGAGGAGGAGGGAGUGCAGAGUGAGGAGGAGGGAGUGCAGAGUGAGGAGGAAGAGGAGUUGGAUUCUGCUGAUGUCACAGAGACUGGGCUGGAGAAGACUGAGAAGAUGGAGGACAAUAAUAUCACUGGCUGAUUAGACCUCAUUCAUCCCUCUCUUUCUCUUUUUUGUUUCUCGGUAAAUUCGCUCUGUGUACACUCUGUCGCUCGAUCUGUGUACACUCUGUCGCUCCAUCUGUGUACACUCUGUCGCUCCAUCUGUGUACACUCUGUCGCUCCAUCUGUGUACACUCUGUCGCUCCAUCUGUGUACACUCUGUCGCUCCAUUUGUGUACACUCUGUCGCUCCAUCUGUGUACACUCUGUCGCUCCAUCUGUGUACACUCUGUCGCUCCAUCUGUGUACACUCUGUCGCUCCAUUUGUGUACACUCUGUCGCUCCAUCUGUGUACACUCUGUCGCUCCAUCUGUGUACACUCUGUCGCUCCUUCUGUGUACACUCUGUCGCUCCAUCUGUGUACACUCUGUCGCUCCAUCUGUGUACAUUCCAUCACUUGUCUUCCUCACCCCCCCUUCACACCUAUUCCCCUAACCGGCACUCUUUCACCUCUAUCACCCCCCCCCCCCUUCCCUCUUUCUCACAGUUGAACCAGCAACUCUCCUCUUCUAUCUGUCUGGAACUUUGGACUUCAGACAUUAUCUCAGGAAUCAGACCACACACACGCACACACACACAGGCAGUCCACACACACACAGAUAGGCAGUCACACACACACACACACACACACACACACACACACACACACACACACACACACACACAGGCAGUCCACACACACACAGAUAGGCAGUCACACACACACACAGGCAGUCCACACACACACAGAUAGGCAGUCACACACAGGCAGUCCACACACACACAGAUAGGCAGACACACACACACACGCACACACACACAGGCAGUCCACACACACACAGAUAGGCAGUCACACACACACACACACAGACACACACACACACACACACACACACACACACACACACACACACACACACAGGCAGUCCACACACACACAGAUAGGCAGACACACACACACACACACACACACACACACACACACACACAGGCAGUACACACACACACAGAUAGGCAGUCACACACACAGACCAACCUGCAAACUACAUUUACAUUUACACCGACAACAGUAUCUCUCCUGGUCUCUAUGAUGGAUAGACUCCUCUGUUCCUCUCAUCCUCCUCUCACUGAUGUGGACCUGGAACAACUGCCUCAGCUAAACUGGUCUGGUCGGUCUGGCAUCGACUGGUCUGGUCUGGCUAAGGGAAGCCCUGGUUCCCUUUCCACCACUCCAGGUUUCCCCAGGAUAGGAAGAGGCUGUGAGGAGAGGCUUCCCCUCUGUCUGUAUGACACAGAGCCCUUCAGAUGAUAGACCUGUCAGUGAGACUGCUGACUACAGACUAACUAGAAGAGAAGUCUCCCUCUGUCUGUAUGACACAGAGCCCUUCAGAUGAUAGACCUGUCAGUGAGACUGCUGACUACAGACUAACUAGAAGAGAAGUCUCCUCUGUCAUCCCUGGGUUAUUCAUAGUGGAGGUCUGGUGGUUCAGUCCAAGCAGAAGGUUGCUGAGCCCCUGCAGGGCUGAGAGUUUACAGAUGGAAGUGUGUGUGUGUGUCUCUGUCCCAUCAUCAAGACUUGUGUUACAUUGUUGUCAUCCUUCCCAUGUUUCUCUGUCUCCCAAAACCGAUCUAAAACCUUGUUAGGAUUACAAAAUUCUCUGCUUUUCCAGGAAUCCCGGUUGGAAGGUUCACAGAAUCUGUUGGGAAUAAGCAGAAAAUACCUAGUCCUCCAACCUUGGAAUUUCGGGAAAGUUGCUGGAAUGUGCAAACCUACAGGAUGUGUUUCUGCCAUCGGUUAACCAUCACAGUAAUCAUGUAUUAUCUUCAGUGGGUGGGCUUUUAAAGGGGCAUAUCACCACUUUUUAACUUCCUAGUCAUUAUCUCCAGGACCAAACCAAUGUCUACUAAUGUGAAAAUGGCGUGUUAAAAUUAAUGGCGUGUCCCUUGAAAACAUGAAUGAUAUGACAUGUCACAUGACAUAUACUAACAGUAACUGAAGCCAGAACAAAUGUCUGAUGUACAUAACCUGUAUAGCUGUUUCUGAGACUCUUUAACCUGUAAUAUUGAUGAUAAUAUUGACAAGUGUUCAUCUGUUUGGGGUUGUUUUCUGAGUGGAUUGUUUGUUGUUGCUAGCUGACUUCUGUGUUUUACUAUAGCCUCUGGUUUCAUUUGGUUUAGGUCCCAGUCCAUUGACUGGUGGCAGUGUGGGCGUGUUUGUUGGGGUGGGCAGGUAAAUGUACUGUAACUAGCUAUUAUCAGAGACUGUUUGGGUUUGAAGCUGACAGGUAGUCCAACUUGACCCAGGACAUGUGACUCACUGGUAACAGAGGGGUCAAAGGGAGGAGCCACCACAGGAGCCUCAGAAUAUUCAUGAAGUAAUUAUCCACCUCACCAGUUAUAACCAUGUAAAUAAAAUGUGAACAAUUAAAAUGUUUGAACUACAGUGUAUUAAACACCCCAAUCACCUUUUUCUUAAAGCCAUUUGAUAUAAAAAAUGUGAAUAAGUUGAUAAUGAUGGGAAAUGAUAUAAAUCAAGUCAUGUAUUAUUAGAUGGAGGAGGAUGCCAUGUAUAGGAGUGGCAUGCUGGGUCAUAUGCAAUAUGAAGGAAGGAGGGAUGAGAGGGAGUUGUGUAAUAAAUAGACACAGUUAGGAGUUGGGUCAAUUCAUUUUCAAUUCAGGAAGUGAAUUGAAAUUUGACUGACAAAAAAUGUCAUUGAGAAAAAAAACUUAUGUCAUUUGAAAACGGACCAUGUUUUCUAUGAGUAUUUUCUGAAUGAGUUGAAUUGAGCCCUUCCCUGAUACAGGUGAUAACGACGGUGUGUCUAGUACUAAAAUGUAUGCUGGCUGUGUGCAGGUUUCUCAGUAACUAACUCUCAUCAGUGUGUUUUGGAGCCAUGACAACCAGUGUGUCCUUUGCACUAUGUAAAUACCAUAAUACUUGUAACAACCACCUGGUAACUAAUGUCAAAACAAAAUGGUUGAAUGAAGUAGCUUUUCUUUUCUCAGUGUGUCCCUGGUCUUUCUAUGUCUCUCUUACUGACUGUACAGCAACAUGUAGAGGCUUUUCUCAUAACAUUACUGUUCUCUUCUCCAUCUGGACUGAUGAAUAAUGUCAUUAAAAUGUUCUUUAAGUAAACUA